CCACAGACGCAACGUUAAUAGGAACCUUCUAACACAAGCUUCGUUUUCUAUCCGGGUUUGUUUAUCAGUGACUACAUAAUCCUGCUAAACUGCAAUAGCCUCUUCUUUGUUUGUUGUUUUCGUUAAAAAUCAAAAGUGGAAUUAUCAUCUGGACUCGUCUGUUUCUAAAAUGGAGCCAGCAUGUCGAAAAGACAAACAGAAGCAGCAAACGCCGACCCGUGGAGAUCGAACCAAACAGAAAUCAGCCCAGCAGGAGCUGAAGCAAAGACAAAGAGCAGAGAUUUACGCCCUGAACAAAGUCAUGACUGAGCUUGAACAGCAGCAGUUUGAAGCCUUCUGCAAGCAGAUGCAGUCACAAGCCGAAUGAGAAAAAAACUAAUGUCAGGACAAAUAUACACAGGUUAGGGUUAAGAUAAGAUAUUUUCGUAUUAUUGUAACCCAUUUGAUAAUCAGCCUUUUCCUCCCCUUACAUUUAAACCAAAAUGUAUUCGUUGGAGAUUGACACACACACACACUACUUGAAUCUGAGUGUACAAUCACAUCGCAAACGGCGGUCAGUAUAUACAAAACCAAAAAUAUCAUAGUACAUCAUAUUUAUCAGAGAAGCACCCUGUGAAAAGACAUUCAUUCACUCUAUAGGAUGUUAAACAUCUGAUGGUUUCAUUGUUAACUGUGAUGUUUUAUAUGAUGCACAAUGUUUUUUGUCCUGAAUAAUAUGUAUGGUUGGUAACUCUAUUUUAGACAAUUGUUAAACAAUACCUAUUGACUGAAGGAAAAACAAGAUACAGUUGUCACUCUUUUGGUUUAUGAUUAACUUAUUUGUGACGUGACAUACUUUAAUAAUAGUAAAUGUUCUUUUGACCACAAGCAGUUUUUAAUAGUUUCGUUUUUGAUUAAAAUUUGAUUAUUAAAAA
Molecule: messenger RNA, 914 nt
Organism: Carassius carassius (crucian carp)
Lineage: Eukaryota; Metazoa; Chordata; Actinopteri; Cypriniformes; Cyprinidae
Product: small vasohibin-binding protein
Exons: 3
Coding region: 170-367 (65 amino acids)
Biological process (GO): protein secretion; negative regulation of protein ubiquitination
Cellular component (GO): apical part of cell
Source: RefSeq, a predicted model, not a curated record